UUCGUUCUCCCAGAAGUCCAGCACCCAUCGCAGCCGAGCCGAACCGUGCAGCGGAGCAGGAGGAGAGCAUACUCAUACCCCGCCGUUACUCCUCGCCGUCCCUCUUCCCCGGCAAUAAAUACAGCCCCGCACCAACCCCCGCCAGAUCCAAACCCCGCGACAACGCGAGGAAGGGGGGAAAAUCACCACGUCACCACGCACGUUUACUCCCCUCCGCCCCACCCACGCGGUGGCCUCGGUUCGAUCGAGUAUUCGAGCUCGAUCCACCACCGCUACGCGCACGCUCCGCCAAUGCCAUUCCGCCGCUCCCUCGCCACUAGGGACUCGCCACCUCCUCCGCCGCCGCCGCCGCCGCCGGCAGCACGGCCGCGAUGUCCCUCCUCACCUCGCUCUCCAACCUCGGCCUCGGCUACUCCAUCGCCAUCGCGCUCGGCUUCCUCGUCCUGCUCGCCUCCCUCCUACUCGCGUCCUACUUCUGCUGCCGCCAUCGCGGCGGCGGGGACUACUGGGCGGGGCACCCCUCGGGGUCCGUCACCUCGGCAUCCAGCUCGGGUCACCUCUCCAUCACCGUCCCGCGCGUGGUCUUCGUCGCGGAGGGAUCCGAGUCCCCGGACGCUGCUUUCUCGUCGUUCGCCGCCGCGGCCUCGUCUCCUUUGGGGCUCGACCCGACCGCCAUUGCGUCCUAUCCCAAGGUCCCAUUCUCCAGCAGGGCCGCGGGCGCCGACGCCGACGCCAUGUGCUCCAUCUGCCUCAGCGAGUACAGGGACGGCGAGAUGCUGCGCGUGAUGCCCGAGUGCAGGCACAGGUUCCACGUCGCGUGCCUCCACGCCUGGCUGCGGCGGAGCGCGUCGUGCCCCGUCUGCAGGUCCUCGCCCAUCCCGACGCCCGUCGCGACGCCGCUCUCGGAGCUCGUCCCGCUCUCGCAGUACGCCGCCGACCGGAGGCGCAGCAGGUGACGGAUGGGCAUUGCCACAUUGGUGCAACUCGGUGCUUUUCACCACUACUGCUCCUUUUUACUAUCGUUUUACGUUCAAGGAUGUAAAGUUACGGUGCGUUUGGUUUGAGGAGCCAAUUAAUCCUAGAUGAAAUGAUACAUCAUGAGAUCAUCCCAUGAAUUUUGGUGGGAUGACUCAUACCUCAUGUUUAUACUAAACAUGUGCUUACGAGGGAUGGGGUGGUGAUGGAUCAACCCAUUUCAUUCUUUAAACCAAACAAGAAAAUGAGGAGUGGGAUGAUCCAUCACCACCCCACUCCUCAAACCAAACACACCUUGAGUAGGAUAUCUAAAGAAUUGUUUGGUUGGCGAUCACGAUCACUUUGAGUAAAUAUUGUAAUGUAGAGGUAGAUGAUGGAGUAAGGGAUAGUGUAAAUACGUCGUUGCU
Messenger RNA from Phragmites australis (common reed), 1382 nucleotides. Its product is annotated as RING-H2 finger protein ATL67-like. The record is from RefSeq and is a predicted model, not a curated record. Gene Ontology annotation, molecular function: transferase activity. Bases 372 to 956 code for a protein of 194 amino acids. Gene Ontology annotation, biological process: protein ubiquitination. The transcript has a single exon. Lineage: Eukaryota; Viridiplantae; Streptophyta; Magnoliopsida; Poales; Poaceae.